UGCGUGCAUGUAAGACUAGUUCUAGUAUAAGGCAACAAGGGUGGGACACCGAAAAAUAAAAAAAAAGAAAACAACCUGCUUCAUUUAAAAAUAGGUAAAACAAAAAAAAAAAAAACUGGCCAAUUCAUCAAUUUCUACAAUUUUUAUCUGAUUUUUUAUUUUAAAAAAAAUCCCUUAGUAUAGGAAAAGAGUAAUCGCAACCACAACAUUACAGUAAACUUCCUUGAUCUUCCCCCUCUUCUGAUAUCAGUCUAGCGAAUAUCCAUUUUUUUUUGCUUAAAGCCUCAAACUAAUACUACUAGAUGUAAAUAUGUUACUAACUAAUUUAAUUUUGAUAUUCGGUAUUACUAUUUCAAAACAAAAUAGUAAUCAAUAAAAAACAUAAUCACCCAAGGACCAAGGUAUAGCCUAAACCUAAAAACUCGUAAAUGUAUUAAAGGGAGAUGUCACAAUAAUAAUAGAAUUAAGAAAGUAUCUUUUAAAGCUUCACUUCCUCAACAAACUUUACCGCCAAAACCAACUAAACUACCUUCAUUCCUUCUUCUUCUUCUCUCUCCUCACACUCUGUAAGUCUGUAACAAACACUUUCUCUCUCUCUCUCUCUCAUAAACCCAGAAAUAAUUCUCUCGUAAAACUACAACAAUGGCUUCUUUCUCUCUCCUCCUCUUCCUCUUCAUCACCAUCACCUUCACAUUCAUCUCUACCUCUCUUCAAACCCCAAAUAUCGGCAUAACAAUCAACCACAUUCCUCCAUCCACAACACCUGAACAAAUCGCCGCCAUUAUCAACCGCCAUAACAUAACCUCCGUUAGACUCACAAACCCAAACCCAAAUCUAAUCCGAGCUUUCUCAUACUCUUCAGUCUCUCUCCUUCUAUCAAUCCCCAACUCCUUCGUCUCCUCCCUCGCCUCGAAUCGAUCAAACGCCGUCGUUUGGGUCUACACCAACGUUAUUCCUUUCUACCCUCGUGCAAAUAUCACAACAAUUUCAGUGGGCACUGAUAUUCUGACAUUUCCUUCUGAUCUUUCCGAUGAUCUUCUUCCCGCCAUUAGAAACAUUCAUUUAGUCCUUCAUCAAGUUGGUAUUAGUAAAAUCUCUGUUUCAUCAACUUUCUCUCUCAUCCCACUUAUAACAUCUGCUUUCCCACCUUCUACCGCUGAGUUUUCUGAACCUGCAAUUGAUGUUGUUAUUAAACCCUUGCUUGAUUUCUUGGAAGAGUCGAAUUCGUCUUUCUUGGUUAAUCUUUACCCUUGUGAUUUAUUUGGGUUAAACCGUGAGAUUGUGCUUGGUUUUGCUCUGUUUCAAGAGGGUCCUUUUCUUUUUAUGGAUGAUUAUACUACCGGGGUUCGAUACCGGAAUCUUUUUGAUACUAUGGUUGAUGCGGUGGUUUCCGCCAUGGCUGUUGCUGGUCAUGAGAAUAUUCCUAUCAUUGUUACAGAAACCGGGUGGCCGAGCUCACCUGGGAGUGAUCUUAAGGAGGAGAGUUAUGCUAAUCAGGUUUUUGCUCAAAUGUAUUUGAAAGGGUUGGUUGAUCACUUGAAAUUUGAGGGUGGUGCUACACCAUUGAAGAAAGAUGGAGUUUCUGAAGUUUAUAUCUAUGAGUUGUUUGAUAAAGAGAUAACUCAUAAUAGUUCUUCAAUGAUGCAAUGGGGGAUUUUGUACUCUAAUCUUACUAGUAAGUACAAGCUUGAUUUUAGUGGAUAUUCUAGAGUUUCUGGGUGUAAAGGUUUCUUGCUGAAUCUUGCGUUUUCUUUGUUGAUUUCUACUUUACUGUAA
Beta vulgaris subsp. vulgaris (sugar beet) is the source of this 1776-nucleotide messenger RNA. Its product is annotated as glucan endo-1,3-beta-glucosidase 12. Gene Ontology annotation, cellular component: plasma membrane. The record is from RefSeq and is a predicted model, not a curated record. Gene Ontology annotation, molecular function: hydrolase activity, hydrolyzing O-glycosyl compounds. Gene Ontology annotation, biological process: carbohydrate metabolic process. Bases 643 to 1776 code for a protein of 377 amino acids. Lineage: Eukaryota; Viridiplantae; Streptophyta; Magnoliopsida; Caryophyllales; Amaranthaceae. The transcript has a single exon.